GGUGAAGGAACCGCAAACGGAAGUUCCCUGUUUGCUGCACGUCGCGUGUGAGGGAGGGCGAGGAGGACACAAGAACGAUGUUGAGUAAAGUGGUCGGACAGAAAUAUGUGUCCAUGGCUAAGUCGUGGAUACCAACACUGGCUGUUUGGGGCACGGUGGGUGGCGUAGCUGUGGUACACUUCACAGAUUGGAGAGUUAUUUUGGACUACGUUCCGUACAUCAACGGCAAAUUCAAAAAGGACGAAUAGUGGCGAUCAGUUUGUUGAUGGAGUCAACAGAGAUUUUAAACAGACUGCUGCAGCCGCUAUUUUAUAAUGCAGUGUAUCACAGCCUGCACUUCCUAUCCUGGUGGUCCACAAUGUCAUCGUCAUGAUCAUCAUCAGCAUCAUCGACUGUAAUGCAUUUGGGGUUAGGCGGUUCUACCUCAACCCGAAAAACUUGAGUGGAAAGAAUAUGAAUUUAUUUUUUUCUCACCAAAUGUACUUUAUGGGUUAGCUAUUUAUUUUUCAUCAUUGUCAACAAACGUUGAGCUGCCCUUCGAACAAAUUGUUCGGGAAGAGGAACUAAUAAAACGAAUGUGAAGUGUUAUGUUCAUUUGAAGUACAGUAGUUCACUUGUUAUUGUCCAUCGAAUUCAAAUUGAUCUUGAAUGCAAUUGAUUAAAUGCCGUUGCCGCUCUA
This is a messenger RNA of Hippocampus zosterae (dwarf seahorse), 679 nucleotides long. RefSeq names its product cytochrome b-c1 complex subunit 10 (gene uqcr11). The transcript is spliced from 3 exons. Gene Ontology annotation, biological process: mitochondrial electron transport, ubiquinol to cytochrome c. Bases 78 to 248 code for a protein of 56 amino acids. Gene Ontology annotation, cellular component: mitochondrial inner membrane. The record is from RefSeq and is a predicted model, not a curated record. NCBI's taxonomy places the organism in Eukaryota, Metazoa, Chordata, Actinopteri, Syngnathiformes, Syngnathidae.